GGUUUGGAGUCAGGGACUUCGCCUUCUAACCCUCUCAUGCAGCAAUCACAUCAACAGCAGCCGCAGUGGGGGGGUCUUGACAGACAGCCAGGUUUAGAGGCCACAGGCAUUCCAUUCAGGGUGCACCCUAAUCCGCAAUGGUCGCAUAUCAAUACUCAGACCGCGAGGGCCACCUCCCUGUACGAUAUCCUCACCACCUCAAACUCGUUACAACUCUCAUCUAACCCGGCCCGAGUGGGAUAAUAGACAAAGGGCCCAGGAAAUGUGGGAUCGGACACAAGCCAGGCGACCAAUACCACACUACAUGUAUGGGCUCCACAUGGGAAAGCUGAUUUUUACUCAUCAUAUUUCUGAUCGCAAGAGUUUAGAGCCCCCUUUGAACACAUGUCUCUGACGCCAUUGCCUACGCAGCUUUCACAAAUCGGCCCAGGCUCCUCCGCUUCAGAGGCCGCGGGGUGGGCAUCGCCAUUCCAAGAUGUACACAGAGAUCCGACAGAAAGGGAAUUUGAUUUUGGAUCCGACACGUUAGGAGGUGUGGAGCCGCUAUAUGAGAGUGAUAGGAUCAUUCCAAGUUACGUGGUUGAUAGAUUCUUGAAGCAAAACCUGCGAGCGAAAGGCUAUUUUUGCGUUUUCCAGCCAACAUUUGCUUUGGAGCGAGACCUGUCGAUUAUCGUUGACGGGCUGUUACCCCAGUCGAGUACACUAAGGGGAUGGAGGGGUGGAUGUAUCGUCGGGCAUCUGUUCGAGAUGACUUGGUGGGGGACUCUGCGCUAUUAUGGGAAGUUCCGUGAAGAACGCGAAAAGUUCGGGAGGGACUGGGAGAACAAGUUUGGCGGAUGCAUCGCAGAUGUUACAAAUCCCACCCUUGCGUCUCUCGCCUACGUUAAGCGGCAUGGGCGCACAUCUGAGAUGCUCGAUGUGUUGAGUAAGAACGAUACCGUGGGUGAUACAUCGUACACUUCCUCUUCUCUUUAUCCUGGAAGCGGGUCCUUUUGGAGGUUGUUCGGGGAGGUCAAGACCUCAAGUCCGACAACAGAGUAUUUACUCUGGAUCGAGCUCCCGAGGUUAAUUGCAUAUAUCAUCUCAUGGGACAUGAUUGAGGUGAAGGACAUCUUGUGGUAUAUAGAAUCGGGGUAUUGGCGCGGCACUGAUUCUUAUGACCGCGGUGCUAUCAGUGUAAACCUGAGAAUACCUGUAAGUGCGGAGGAGUGGAAGGGAAAUGGCUGGAGCUACACGGAGAGGAAGGGGAUGGAGGUCCUUGUGGAAUAA
Molecule: messenger RNA, 1269 nt
Organism: Tuber melanosporum (Perigord truffle)
Lineage: Eukaryota; Fungi; Ascomycota; Pezizomycetes; Pezizales; Tuberaceae
Exons: 1
Coding region: 385-1269 (294 amino acids)
Source: RefSeq, a predicted model, not a curated record